AUGCAUGAAGAUAAAAUGCAACAAUUUACUUGGAUGUUUAUCGAUGCUCUCGUGGAGUUAUACGAAUGGAAAAUCAAAUGUCCAGCAGUGUGGCCAGUAAUGAUGGGAGCUUCUGUAGAUGGCACUCAGAAACCUACGAACGAGCCAAGAGAUGAUAAUGUACGACGCAACAGGAAGAAUUUUUGCUACAAGUACAACAUCGCCGGUUUGAAUUAUCAAGUAGCUCUUGCUACUUGGACAAACCGAGUUCUUUACUCUCGAGCAGAUCCUGGAAGCACCCAUGACAUUACUGCCAUGCGAAAGGAAUUUAUUGGAAUGAUUCCUGCCGGUUGCCGUGUUAUUGCCGAUUCUGGAUAUACAGGCAAAAGCGAUCAUGAGAAGGAAGUCUUUGCAGUCAAAAAUUGUCUUGACGAUGAUGAAGUUGCCAAAUUCAAAGCUAUUGUAAGAGCCCGGCAAGAGUGUUUCAACUCGCGUAUCACUUCGUACAAGUGUUUUAAACAGAAGUUUACCCAUGGAAUUGAUAAGCAUCCAAAGUGUUUCAAAGCUGUCGUGGUGCAGCUACAAUACGCAAUCGAAGAUACCUCAGACGCCGGUGAGCCACUCGAUACAGUCUAG
Molecule: messenger RNA, 615 nt
Organism: Seminavis robusta
Lineage: Eukaryota; Bacillariophyta; Bacillariophyceae; Naviculales; Naviculaceae
Source: the annotation of a GenBank genome assembly